Salvelinus fontinalis (brook trout) is the source of this 1245-nucleotide messenger RNA. RefSeq lists its product as uncharacterized. Bases 439 to 822 code for a protein of 127 amino acids. The transcript is spliced from 4 exons. The record is from RefSeq and is a predicted model, not a curated record. Lineage: Eukaryota; Metazoa; Chordata; Actinopteri; Salmoniformes; Salmonidae.
AACUAUAGAAAAAAAAGAUGACUACGGUAUGUGCUAUGAAGAGCAUUAAGGGGAUUAACAAACUAAGUCCAUAUAAUUUUGUUGUCUAUAACAUGCCCGAUAGGUCUUAUUCUAAUGCUAAGACAGCAUGAUACAGUAACUUUACCAUUGUGUUUGGCCUCAUCAUGGCCACGGCAGCUCAGGUGCUGUGCCUUUAAAUAGCAAAGGGUUGCCAUUAACCUGUAACCUUAACCCUCAGUCCCAUAGCACACCUUUUGCCAGAUACGAGACACAUUAACACAGUACACAUACACUCAGGUCUUCUAUAUUCACACACACGCACACACACACAGUACACAUAGGUUCAGGUCCUUAUUGAUUUCCGUUGAAGUCCCAGGUUUACUGAAGUGGCUGCUGGCUUUAAGGUUUCUACUGAGGUGCAGGUGUUAACUUCACAAGAUGCCGAUACAAGACACGUUUCUCAUUUUAGAAAUCUUCAUCCCGUUGAUCACAUUUGGCAUCAGCAUCGUCUGCUGCAUAGCCUUCUGUAAGUCCUUACACCGGGCCCGCGAGGUGCAACUGGACCGGGAGGAGAGACGAGACAGGCCCUCCAUCUAUGUCAUUCCCUUCCCCGCAGUAUCUUAUGACAAUGAAGACAUCCACAGGCCUCCUCGCUACAGCACCUCAGAGUUCUACAGCCCACCUCCUGCCUACAAUGAGGUGGAGAUGAAGCCAGACUAUAUCCACCCAGAGCUUCCUCCAGCCUACUCUGAGCUCUCCAACACACCUGUUACCCCCCUGCAACCUUACUCAGUGCCUCCUGAACCCCACUCACAAUCAUAGGACCGUACCACCUUAGGAAUCCCGUGAAGGGGAGGCCUGAGGCCACAGACUAAAGGAUAAAUAAAACAGGAAAUGGCACAUACUGUAUGUGGAGUGGGGAUCCUGAAGCUGGACAUGUAUACCACAGAGACUUGGUCCUUGGGAAUGUGGAAUGGGGACGUGAGGUGGAAAGUCUGGAGACCAUAAGGAAAAGCAAGUGUUUGGACGUCUAUGAAAGUGUGUACUUUAAAGCAAAAGUUGGGGACAUGAGAUCGAAUGGGGUUGCGUAGUAUCUAUAUCUACCAAUCUGUACAAACCAGUGUGUAAAUAUUAAGAAAUCUUUCACAUUUUAUUUUUCAAAGUGUUACUCAGAAUAGUUUAUUAAUUUAUGUAUCAAUGUCAUGGACCUUGUGUGAUAUGGUUAAUUAUUUGAACAAUUGUUAC